CUAACUAACAUUUCGGAGUUGCGAACUUCCACGAGAAAGUCUCAGUAACAAAGAAUGGUUAUAAAAGAAUUACCCUGACAUUCUAUUACUUUUUUUUGAAAUUUUUUUAUUUUCUGCUUUCAGCUAGAAGCUAGUCGGUUUUACAAAAUUAUAAGAGUUUUUUGAGAUCAAAGUAUAUUUAUUCGUAAUUCGCAUUAUGUCUUCAUUUUCGCGUUUUCAAAAAUGUGCUUUAACGGGCAUUGGUGCUUUAAGUGGCCUUGGUGGUCUUGCAUUUAUUUAUAAUAUCUUCAGUUCUCCAGGAAGUAAUCAAGCUCAAAGUAAUCAAAAACCUCUACAAGAAUCUCCCUUCAUUCACAAAUCCUGGACAACGAAUUUCACUCCUUCAGUAAACUGGGAUACUAAUUGGGAUAAAAGAGAUCCUAAGAGCUUGGUAAAACCUAGAAAACCAAGAAGUCCUGAAGACGAAAAUGAAUAUAAUAAGAAAAUUGAGGCCAAAAAGUCGAAAGCAUUUCGACAUUUGAUACUUAUUCGACAUGGACAAUAUAAUCUUGAAGGAAACACAGAUGCGGAGAGAGUACUUACAAAACUUGGUAGAAAACAAGCCGAGUGUACUGGAAAACGUUUGGCUGAAUUGGGUUUGCCGUAUUCAUUAAUUGUCAAAUCGACAAUGUCCAGAGCACAAGAAACUGCGUCGAUUAUUGAAGAAUUUCUCCCCAAAGUAGAAACUAAAAACGACAGUAUUCUUGUAGAAGGCUUCCCAAUUCCUCCGGAGCCUCCAGUUGGACAUUGGCGACCUGAAAGUUCCUUUUUUCAGGACGGUCCGAGGAUAGAAGCAGCGUUUAGAAAAUAUUUUCACAGAGCAGAUGAAAAACAGAAGGAAGAUUCGUACACAGUUAUUGUCUGUCAUGCCAAUGUCAUCAGAUAUUUCGCCUGCAGGGCUUUGCAAUUUCCUCCAGAAGCCUGGUUGCGAAUUUCUCUUCAUCACGCCAGUAUUACGUGGUUGGCGAUUCAUCCAAGUGGAAGAGUGCAUUUAAGAUGCCUCGGAGAUGCUGGUCACAUGCCUCCAGAAUAUCUCACAACGAGCUAGUGUCCCAAAUUGUUUUAGCAGAAUGAAUUGAUUUAAUAUUUUUGUUAUUUGCAUGUUUGUAAUGUUUUUUUUUACUAAAUUGAAACAGAUGCAUAAUUUUCUGUAUA
This is a messenger RNA of Belonocnema kinseyi, 1194 nucleotides long. RefSeq names its product serine/threonine-protein phosphatase PGAM5, mitochondrial-like. Gene Ontology annotation, cellular component: mitochondrion. The record is from RefSeq and is a predicted model, not a curated record. The coding region runs from base 197 to 1087 and encodes 296 amino acids. NCBI's taxonomy places the organism in Eukaryota, Metazoa, Arthropoda, Insecta, Hymenoptera, Cynipidae. Gene Ontology annotation, biological process: positive regulation of mitochondrial fission. The transcript is spliced from 5 exons.